This is a messenger RNA of Mauremys reevesii (Reeves's turtle), 8506 nucleotides long. RefSeq names its product plexin C1 (gene PLXNC1). The transcript is spliced from 31 exons. Gene Ontology annotation, cellular component: semaphorin receptor complex. The record is from RefSeq and is a predicted model, not a curated record. Bases 78 to 5102 code for a protein of 1674 amino acids. Gene Ontology annotation, biological process: semaphorin-plexin signaling pathway involved in axon guidance; regulation of GTPase activity; regulation of cell shape. Gene Ontology annotation, molecular function: semaphorin receptor activity; protein binding. Lineage: Eukaryota; Metazoa; Chordata; Testudines; Geoemydidae.
UGCUCUCCAAGAAGCCUGCCAAAGGCUGCCUGGCGCACAGGGGUGCUUUGUGCCCAUCUAGGCUGAGAGGCUGUCGGAUGUUUCACUCACAGCAGGAGCCCAGCGCUGGUUUUGCAGUGCACCCAGGAACAAAGCUGGGCAGAUGGCAGCGCGGCCCCAGCCCGCUGGAUCCCGGGGGGCGCAGGGCGUUGGGUGGCUGGGGAAGGAAACUUGCGCAAGAGCAAAGUGCAAGAGCAAGUAUAAGGCCCAAACCCCCACCCAGGAGCCCAGCCCAGCCUCCCGGAGAGGAACUUCCCAUCGCCGCAGCCAGACGGAGGAAGCCGGGGCUGAACGACACAGCGCCUCUCCCGCCCCGCAGCACAGCAUGGGGCAGCUGCCGCCGCCAGGCAGCUAGAGCAGCCGCGGAGCCGAUCGAGGAGCCGGCCGUGCCCAUGGGGCCGUGCAGGAGGAAGGACCCCCGGCGCCCCGGCCCCGCCGCGCCCCCGCUGCCCUGGGCGCUGCUGACCGCCCUGGUUGGGGCCGGGGUCGUCGUGUGCCAGCCGCGCUUCACCCUGCCCGUGCGCAUCGACAACAUCGCGGCGAGCGGCGACAGCCUCCUGGUGGCGGGCGGCAACUGCCUCUACAAGCUGGACCCGUCCCUGGGCCAGGAGUCCUGCGCGCGGCUGCACCUGGCGCGCCCGGGGGCGCAGGACUGCGCGCAGCUGCACCUGGCGUACGCGGGGGCGCAGGACUGCGCGCAGCCGGCGGGCACCCGCAACAAGCUGCUGCUGCCAGACCUGGAGGGCGGCCGCCUGCUCACCGGCUGGACCCUGCACGGCGGCAGCUGCCAGGUGCGGCUCCUGGGCAACCUGACGGCGCUGUUCAACCAGAGCGAGGUGGUGAGCUGCCUGCCGCAGGGCUCCACCACCGGGGUGCUCUUCGCGCUGCGGUCCGGCUCCCGCUUGCUGGCGCUGGCCGCCACCUACUCGCUGACCGAGAAGCCUCCUCCGUGCGCUCCCUCGGCCUCGGACGCCGACACGGUGCUCACCGUGCGCAACCUGCCGGACCUGAGCCUGACCAGGGCGGAAGAGAAGCUGAAGCGCGCCAAAGGGAACCCGCUGCACUUCGUGGACGCCUUCCAGUGGGGCGAGCACCUCUUCUUCCCCUACUACCCCUUAACCCCGGCGGGCCACCAGGCGGCGGGGCUGCCCCGCGUGGCCGUGCUGAAGUUCACGGAGUCCCCCAUCAGUCUCGUCGGCGAGCUGCUCCUGGACUGCGGCGGCCGCAGCACCCUCCUCUCCUCCAGCCUCCUGGAGCGGGCGGGCUUGUGGGCCGGGGUCUUCAGCGCCGGGCCGGGCGAGCGGCGCUGGGACUCCACCGCGCUCUGCAUCUUCGACAUGCGCGACAUGAAGCAGGUGGCCGAGCAGCGGAAGAAGGCAGACGACAGUUGCACAUUGUUACACAACAUCAAUGAAACUCGUCAUUGUCAAAAACUGUUAUCGCCGGUCAAAAAGUCACCCACCUUGAUUCACUCUGAUUUAUCAGCUGUUUAUGCUACUAUAGUUUUGAACAAGACAGUUUUGUUUUUGGGAACAAAAUAUGGACAGUUACUGAAGGCUAUUCUUAACAACAAUAUGGAACCGAACUGCCCAGAGAUUUUGUAUGAAAUUGAAGAAGAAUCUUCUGUUUUUCCCAAACUUGUACUUGACCCAGUGGAUAGUGACUACAUAUAUCUGUCAUUUGCUAACGAGGUGAGAAGAAUACAGGUUGCAAACUGCAGUAAAUAUGGUUCCUGUAAAGAAUGUUUAUCUGCAAAGGAUCCACACUGUGGAUGGUGUUAUUUAAGCAAAAGGUGCACUUUAAAAGGAAAUUGUUCACAUUCAAAUAACUCAAGGGACUGGGUUAACAUUUCACAUGAAGCUGAUAAAUGCCUUACAAUCCAGAUACGACUCAUUGGUAGAAACGAGAUUGUUGUGACUGCAGUUGGAGAUGUUUCAGCAGUCUCCAAAGGACACUUUGUUUGUAUUAUGAAAGAUACAAAAACCAACCAAGUACUUUGUAAAAAGGAAGAGCCACAAAUCAUGAACUGUUCUUGCAAUCCAAAUAGUGCAGCACUAAUCAACAAGGAUAUUUCAGCUGUUGAAGUGACACUCAUUGCUGAUUCUUGGAAUUUGUCAGAAACAUUUCAGUUGAAAAAUUGCUCAAGAUGUAUCAGCUCUGGUGUUUGUGCCUUCUGUGAAAUAAAGCGUCUCUCUCCCUUUGUUGCCUGCAAGCCUGAUGAUUCUGGGCAAGUUCAGGAUGAUUGUCAUCCGAUUGACAAACAAGGGGAUGUGCCAGCCACUACUGCUUCCCAAAUGACAGCUACUACACAGAUGUCAGAGCCUAUCUGCAAUAUUUCCAUAGAACCUUUAUGGAUAUCAGUGUUAGGUAGAAGAGACGUGAUAAUCAAAGGAGCAAACUUUACAGAAGCAUCAAACAUUACAGUGGUGUUGACUGGAACCAGUAGCUGCAAACAAGACAACAUACAAGUCAGCAAGGUGUUAAAUGACACACACGUGAGAUUCUCUCUCCCACCUAGACGCAAAGAGGCCAAGAGAGUACACAUAAAGGCCAAUGGGCAUAAAUCUUCACCACCAAUCACAGUAUAUUAUGUCUCUGAGCCAUCAUGUACUAAAAUACAGCCAAACAUCGCUUGGGCCAGUGGUGGUCGCAAAAUAACCCUCUUUGGGAGAAAUUUUAAUGUGACAGACAGUGUCAUUAUUUCAGAUGACCAGAGAUUAAAAUUUACUGUCUCUGGAUGUCCUGGAAGUACUUCUCCAUGUAGUUUCCUAACACCAGAUGUUAGCCUUUCAAAAGAGUUUAAAAAUGUUACUGUGUCACUAAAACUGGAAAAUGUCCUUAUACCUUGUUUUGAAUUAAAAUAUUAUCCUGACCCUAUAUUUAUUGACUAUCAACUGCAUACUGAGAUGGACCCACAUCUGGAAUUAAAAUUAUAUAAAAAAAAAGACACCUUAAAUAUUUCUGAAAAUGAGAUUAGCGUUACUCUCACUAACAUGAUGAAUAAUAUGACUUUGGAACGUAUCAUCUUCAGCGUUCAAAAUAUUACCGAAACCCGAGAUCAUACUACUAUACUGUGCAAAGGCAACAAGAAAAAAGAAGGCAAGAUUGACUUAUCCACUGUGAAAGUUUGGGUCACAGUAGGAAACUUUUCACAGGAAGUUCAAAAGAAAUCAUCGCACAAGUAUUUGUAUGUUCUGUCUUUGCUCCCUAUCUUAUUACUGGGUGUAAUUGUUGUGGCAAUCAUAGUAACUAGGUACAAAUCCAAACAGUUAACCCGUAAACUGAGUCAACAAAUUGAACUGUUAGAAUGUGAAAUUCGGAAAAAAAUACGUGAUGGAUUUGCAGAGCUACAGAUGGAUCAAUUAGAUGUGGUGGAUAGUUUUGGAACUGUUCCCUUCCUCGACUACAAACAUUUUGCUCUUAGAACUUUCUUCCCAGAGUCAGGCGGCUUUGCAUCCAUUUUCAUUGAAGACAUGCACACUAAUGUGUCACGGAGCAGAGACCCCAGGCAAAAGGAUGAAAGCCUCACCAUGUUGAAUGCUUUAAUUUGUAACAAGGAUUUUCUUGUUACUGUCAUUCACACCCUUGAAAAACAGAAAAAUUUCUCUGUGAAAGACAGGUGCUUGUUUGCAUCCUUCUUGACUAUUGCACUACAAAGUAAACUAGUCUACCUAACCCAUAUUCUAGAAGUCUUGACCAGGGACUUGAUGGAGCAGUCUAGCAAUAUGCAACCUAAGCUCAUGCUAAGGCGCACAGAAUCUGUCGUAGAAAAACUGCUGACAAAUUGGAUGUCUGUUUGCCUUUCUGGUUUUCUUCGGGAGACAGUUGGAGAACCAUUCUAUAAGCUUGUGACCGCCCUCAACCAGAGGAUAAACAAAGGGCCGGUAGACGUAAUAACUUGCAAAGCCCUGUAUACACUAAAUGAAGACUGGCUUCUGUGGCAAGUGACCGAAUUCAAACCAGUGGCACUGAAUGUCUUCUUUGAAAAAAUCCCAGAAGAUGAGUGUGCAGAUACCUGUCUUGAUAUCGAAGCUAAUGUUCUGGAUUGUGAUACCAUAGAGCAAGCCAAAGAGAAGAUCUUUCAAGCAUUUCUAAACAAGAAUGGCUCCCUUUAUGGUCUUCAGCUCAGUGAAAUUGGUCUUGAACUUCAGUCUGGUGCACAGCAAAAAGAACUGUUAGAUAUAGAUGUUUCCUCUGUGAUUCUGGAAGAUGGGAUAACAAAGCUAAACACCAUAGGUCACUAUGAGAUUUCAGAUGGAGCAACUAUAAAAGUCUUUAAAAAGAAAACUAAUUUCACAUCAGAUGUGGAAUACUCUAACAAACACUGUCAUUUGAUUUUACCUGACUCUCAAGAGCCACAGGGAGCAAUGCACAAAGGAAAGCAAAAAUUUGAAGUGAAAGAAAUGUAUCUGACAAAGCUGUUGUCUACCAAGGUCGCAAUUCAUUUAGUUGUUGAAAACCUCUUCAAAAGCAUUUGGAGUUUACCCAACAAUAAAGCCCCAGUUGCCAUCAAAUACUUUUUUGACUUUUUGGAUGCUCAAGCUGAAAGUAAAAAAAUUACAGAUCCUGAUGUGGUCCACAUAUGGAAAACCAACAGUCUUCCUCUUCGCUUCUGGGUGAAUAUAUUGAAGAACCCUCAGUUUGUCUUUGAUAUUAAGAAGACACCACAUAUAGAUGGCUGUUUGUCAGUAAUUGCACAAGCUUUCAUGGAUGCCUUUUCUCUAACAGAACAGCAGCUGGGAAAGGAUGCACCAACAAAUAAACUUCUCUAUGCUAAGGAUAUUCCACUCUACAAGGAGGAGGUGAAAGCUUACUAUAAAGCAAUCAGGGAUUUGCCUCUAUUGCCCUCAGAGGUAGAAGAAUUUUUAACUCAGGAAUCUAAGAAACAUGAAAAUGAAUUGAAUGAGGACGUGGCCUUGACUGAAAUCUACAAAUACAUAGCAAAAUAUUAUGAUGACAUUCAAAGUAAAUUAGAGAGAGAACAGGGGCUAGAAGAUGCCCAGAAAGAUCUCCUGCAUAUAAAAGCCUUAUUUGAUGAAAAGAAAAAAUGCAAGUGGAUGUGAACAGAGCACGCGGGCCCAAGACUGUGAUUUUUAAACUACAGGUGCUGGUACCAAACUAGUGUUUUGGCUGGUUAUGUGUCUUUUUUUUACCAUUUGGAUAUUGUUCUCCAGUCAGACCAUUUAAAGUAUUUUACGUGUAGGGCAUAACCAACAGGCACACCUACAGAGCGAGACUUUCAAAUAUGGGCAUGUAAAAGUGCGUGUGAGCCUUGUACUCAUGCGUUGAGCCUGUUUAGUACAUUUGUGUGCCCAGACCCUCCGAUUUGAAAGUCUGCCCCACGUAGUUCAACAUGAAAUAAACAUGCAGAAACCAAUGUACUCACUGUAAGUUAAAGAAACUUUCACCUAAGCAUGUUUUUCGUAGGUCACUGCCACCUUAACAGAGAAUAGUGCUAAUUGGUCAUACACCCUGACACCUCAUUGGUCUUAGUGUAGCCUUAAAUACUAUUUUAAGUACAAUUCCCCUCCCUUGUUCCCCCUUAAACACAAAAAUGUGCUAGUUUUGUUUGAAAACAAUAGACGAGUAGCACUUAUGCCCAGGUAAUUAAGUAUUAGCAGAAAAGCUGGUGGAGAGGCUCCAGGGCUAGAUGUGAGGAGCCAUUUUUUUUAACUCAAGGUACACGGAUUCUUGUUUUAGAAAUUCUCAGUGUGAAGGAAUCCAAAGGUGUGUAGAACAUUAGGUUGCUGGUGCAAUCAACUGUUCCAAGGACAUUUUCCAUAGUUUACAUUGCUAAGAUUUGAGAGUAUCAAGACACUCUUGAACACAUUUAUGUUUUGAUGAUGGUAUAUAAAUACACUGCAUCCACACAUUCCAAUUAUUUCACUAAAUCAAAUGGAGGUUGUUUUUUUGGGGUGAUAAAAGAUUUACUUAGUGGCCAUGUAGAUUAGUAUGGACGAGGGGACUCUAGUUUUCACUGUGGCUACUAGUUUCUCAAAUGUAUAAAGCUAGUAGUUUGCCUGAGAGCACAAGUGAAGUGUUCUGUUGGAAGUUUAGGAUUAUUCUAAAAAAUUGCAAAAAAAGUCGGUCAUAGUUGCUGAUGUUUUUACUGCUGUGGCUAUGGUGCUACUUUUUGAUACAUACAGUUCACCUGGGCUUUGCUAGAGAGAUCCGUGCCUGACUGCCUUAAACUCCUAUAGGCCUUCAGAUUUAGCUCAGGACUCAUGUAUAUUACAAGUAUCAGAGGGGUAGCCCUGUUAGUCUGGAUCUGUAAAAGCAGCCAAGAGUCCUGUGGCACCUUAUAGACUACUUUGCUGCAUGUAUAUUACAGUAAUAACUGAGUCAGGGAUCCCAAACACAAUGCACUUCCAUUCUGGAGCAUGCAGAGCUUUAGCCUAUGGCACAUGAGUAAGGUCCUGGCUAUGCUGUACGUUGGAACUGUUUUGUAGCUACAUUCGCUGACCCAGUUGCAACUGCUGUCCAGCUGGGCUCGCUAAGGCUAAAGCCUUCUACUAGGUCUGGGGUGCAGCUAAAGGAUCUCUCUCCUUUCACAGCAAAACACAAAAGGGAAACAGUUACUUAGGAAGCCCUGCACUGAGUUUGAGUCAUCAACCACUUGCAGGAGGAGGUGUAGAUAAGGGGGAAAAGACUGGUGCAGUAACUUCCUGGAGGAAGCAUGGUCCUUGAGCUACUUCGAACUCCUGGGGCUCUGAACAGCCGUGCACAUGAACAGCAAGCACCUCGACACUGCACCCGACAGCAUAGCUCAGUUAGGAGUUGUGCUGCUAGUGACUGCCUCAGCGAGCGGGUAGAAGGCCCACAGCAGGCGUUAAUUAUCUCUGCAGGAAAUGGUAGGGGUUGGUCAGGCGCAGUGCCACAACUAUGCCUGGCCAAAUCUGAGGCGUGCUAACCACCCGCUGAGGGCAGCAGGGCCCAGCUGUUAACUUGGGGAAAGGGGAGGUUGGCUGCAGCUCUGCUUCCUCCCCUCCCAGACUUUGUCUGGCACAUGCACACAUUUCCCUUUCUUUUACCCAAAAGGGGAGCCCUUAAUUCACACGCAUUUAGUAAAUAACCUUUUAUCUGAUGUUUAUAUUUGAUGGACUGUAGCCACUGUAAAAAUACCGUGUGAGAUACCCAGGGGACAAGCUGGAGAAAAAACAGGGAGUGCUCAGCACCCAUGGGACUGGCCACCAAUCAGCUGUUCAGUGGCUGGCCCUAUGCCCCCAUCAGUUCUUCAGCAGCUGUGCCACCGAGCAGCUGUUGGGCAGGGCUGCCCUGCCAUGCUCUGCCCCCCACCCCCACUACUCCCUUAAGGGGGGGGGCACAGAGUGGGACCUCACAGGAGGGGGAACAAAGUCAGUGUGGGGACACCCACUGUCAAAAGCAAAAGUCAGUGCCUGUGGGACACAACCACUACUCACUGCAGCCAUCCACCUUAGCUGCUCUGUUGAGUUGUUUUAGGAAUGUUUAAUGGUCCUGCUGUAGCCUUUAAACAACAUGUUUGAAGUGACUAUUAUAGGAGUGGAGCAGGGAGAUUUGAGAGGCAGGAAGGGGUAAAAGGUCGGUUACAGUUCAGGGUGCUGGUGACUGUUCUUUAAAAGGAAAUGCAAUCAUUCUGGCCAAGCCUAACCGCUUGUGUAGAUGGGGUAGUGGAGGCUGCCUGCCAAGCGUGCCCGUUAGCAGGCAUAGAAACAGUGCUGCUUGAGGCUCCCUGCCCUUGGGAAGAAGGAAUGGAAAUAGCCCUCUUUAGGCACAUAAUCAGCAUGUGUUGAAAGGGGCAGAGAAGUUAAAGUCAGUCCUGUUUUGUAUUUGUUUUUGGGGCCACUGCUUACCAGCUAAGAGGUAAAAUGGUGAAGCAGGUGUAAUGCACUUAUAUCCCACACAGGACUAGAAUUACUGCAUUUUAGUUAAGUCUCAGCAGUAGCUUCACUCCAAAUUUUGGUAAAUCAUUUAAACAUAUACCCGGGCUUACCAACCUGUGAAGUGGGUCUCCUAUAGUGCAAUUAAAUGUAUAAUCAAAUGUUUGUAGAUUGUUUUAGAACCUUGGGUGAGAUUGUAAACCAUUAUGGAAUGCACUUAGUAUUUGCACUCCCCUGACAUUUCAUCACCCCGAGAACACCGACAGUCAAAUCACAUACCUGUUUUGGAAAGUCUGUGGAUUAAAGCAGAUACAAUUACCAGUUAACAGCAUUGGCUGUAAGGGAAACAACCAACCUGUCUUGAACUUAUUUUCAGAUGUUUACAGGCAAAUUAACUAUUUGUAAACAGUAUUUGUUUUUCUAACACUAGCUUGUAAAGCAUUAUUUUGCAGUUAGUAUAAUGUAAUGUUAAACCCUACUAACAUGUAAAGUAAUCCCUUUUGUACAGAAUUUAAGCUGUUUAAAAUGGAUGUUUCAAGUAAGUACAGAGCAGUGAUGCAACUUGAUGUGUGUAUAACUUAUUCAGAAUAAAAUGUAUUUGAAAUUUA